This is a messenger RNA of Hippopotamus amphibius kiboko, 2848 nucleotides long. It is a transcript of the gene TMEM267, whose product is annotated as transmembrane protein 267. The transcript has 3 exons. NCBI's taxonomy places the organism in Eukaryota, Metazoa, Chordata, Mammalia, Artiodactyla, Hippopotamidae. The coding region runs from base 287 to 934 and encodes 215 amino acids. The record is from RefSeq and is a predicted model, not a curated record.
CGCGUCCCCUUCCCCGCAGGCCCGCGGCUUUGCGCCUGUUUCCUUCAUCGACGUUUUCAGAAGUAUAGAGUCCUGCCCACCUCGGGAAAGCUCGGGAAUUUGCUGAGACGACACGUUGAAAUGGACCGUUGUGAUUCAGAAUUGUGUGUGUGUGCAGUGGUCGUAGCAGUGAAGCGCUUUACGUGCAGGUUACGACAAGCGUCCGUGAAGGGUGACUGGAAAUGUAAACAAGAAUAAGCUGUUUGUUUCCUGAUGGCUUUUAGCAUAUACUGACAUACUGUUUGUGAUGGCAUCUGAGACUGAGAAGACCCGUGCUUUACUCCAGUCUUGUAGCACUGAAUCUCUUAUUUCCAGCCUUGGUCUGGGCAUAUUCUGUCUAGUAGCUGACAGACUUCUUCAGCUUUCCAUAAUUCAACAAAAUGACUGGCUUCGUGCACUCUCAGAUAAUUCAGUACAUUGCGUGAUUGGCAUGUGGUCAUGGGCCAUAGUCAUUGGAAUCAAGAAGAAGAGUGAUGUUGGAGAAAUCAUUUUAGCUGGAUUUUUAGCCUCUGUUAUUGAUAUAGACCACUUUUUUCUAGCCGGAUCCCUGUCUUUAAAGGCUGCUCUGACUCUUCCACGAAGACCUUUCCUUCACUGCUCUACUGUGAUACCUGCUGUGGUUCUGACCCUGAAGUUCACAAUGCACCUUUUCAAACUCAAAGAUGCGUGGUGCUUUCUUCCCUGGAUGUUAUUUAUAUCCUGGACCUCACACCACGUCCGAGAUGGAAUUCGCCAUGGCUUGUGGAUAUGCCCAUUUGGGAAAACUUCCCCUUUGCCAUUCUGGCUUUAUGUAAUAAUCACAUCCUCUUUACCUCACAUCUGUUCACUUGUUAUGUGUUUCACAGGGACCAGACAAGUGAUGUCUUCAAAACAUGGAAUUCAUAUUGAUGUCUGAAAUAACCAUGUGGCAGUCUUAAGAGAACCAAUGGUUGAGAGGAUGACAGCCAACAUUAAAGUGAAUUUAAAAAACACAUGAUUACAAUUCCUGAAUCCUCUCGCUCAGGAAGCAUGCACUUUUCCCAUUACAUACCCUUGUUGUGUUCCUCUCUCUGUUACACUCUAGAGCAAUAUGAGAGUUUCAUUUACGCCACAGUGUAUUUUUAUUGUUUCUUCUAUUUAUCUGGCUUGACUAAUGUUAUUAGAUUAACAUCCAAUUAAGUUUUCUAGAAAUAUACCUUUAAAGUAAUUCAUUUCCUGAUGAAAAACAGCUCAAAUUUUAGGAUGACUAAUUUGUGGAAAGUUAGCGUUCUCUUUGGAUCCACGUUUUCCCGAGAUAUUGAAACAGUGAAAUGGACAAAGUAAAUGAGGUUGUGAAUAAGAUGUACAGUGAACGCUGACAUUUCUUUACUGCAUAUGUGUUGGUCCUGACUGAAGUCUAAUUUGCCAAGUGCUUUAGUGAGCUCUGAUUACUGGCAGAAACUGCUGUAGUGCACUUACGUUAUAAUAUUCUUAAAAGACAGUAACAUUAGACCUAGGUUAUUGUUUCAGAAAUAACUUUAGGAAAUAACUAUUAUAAUAUGUUGGCUGUAAUAACAUUCUACCAAAAUAUUGUUUUUUCAUUAUCUUUGCCCUCGAAUCUCAUGUGUUGGAGUUUUCACUGUUUCGAAAAACAUAACUAAAUUUAACAAAAUAUUUGUUUAAAAUUAACAUUAACAAAAUAUUGAUACUUGACUCAUAACCGUAGAAUUCGCAAAAAAAGAACCUAACCAAUAAUGUCAUUUCAAAUGUAAACUCCUGAAUGUGCCAUUAAAGUUGUUUUACUUGCUAUAAAUUUGUUUACAUACUAUUCUAAAAUAUACCAGUUAAAUCAUUUUUUUAAGAUUUGCCUGAUACUGAGAGACAAAACAUUUUUUUCAAAAAAAGUAGUUUUAGGAGAUUGGCUUUUUCCUUUAUUCUUUCAGGUUGAUCUUCUGUUAAAAAUGAUUUACCUUCUGGACUUCCUAGGUGGUGCAGUGGUAAGGAAUCCGCCUGCCAAUGCAGGGGACACGGGUUCGAGCCUUGCCCUGGGAGGAUUCCACAUGCCCCAGAGCAACUAAGCCCGUGUGCCAAAAAAAAAAAAAAAAUGAUUAACCUUUAUUAGAGAAGGAAAAUUGAGUUGCUAUAAGCUUUACAUUUGCACAGUUUAAUGUUACUUUGAUAUGAGUCAGUAAGGCACCUAUUUUUUUUGUGGCAUUUGUACCAGCUGCUGUCUUCAGAUUUUCUUACACGUUUGUGUUUGUAAUGCUGGUGAUUAUGUGCCUUAAUCUCUGAGAUGUGAUGAAACGAUGCUUUAUCCAAAGCAGAUUUUUCUUAUUAAGUUAAACAGAGUUCUGUAAAUUGUUAUAAAGGGUCAGGCACUUCAGUUUCUCUUUUUGUUGUUAACCAAUUGGUUGCAAUCUGUUAUGUUGUAUAAUUUAUUAGCUCUUACAAUCUGUUAUUUCUUUCGAGAGCAGUUGUGUCAAUUUGGUUGGUUUAAUAGUGAACAUUAUACAGUGGGGGUAAAUUUGAUAAGUGGAGAUUUUUAAAAAGCAUAUGAUUUUAGAAAUCCUUGGAAAUAAAGCAUAUAUCUUGCGUAACUUUUUCAGACUAAAUCACAAAACUCUCCCUGUUUUUCUUUCUCCAUAUUAAACAAAUGAAUAUGCUAAAAACAUAGGGCCUUAUUUAAGAAUGUCACAUUGGCAUUUUGGGGGUUGCCCUAACUUUCUUUAUUAGAAUGGGAACUCACUUUGACCAUGACUCCUUGCUUAAACAAUAACUGCAGAUUUUAAGUGUGGGUUUCUUUGUUCCUACCUCUACCAUCAGAAAUGUUCCUUGUCCUCAGAGUGGUCUC